Molecule: messenger RNA, 1809 nt
Organism: Alternaria incomplexa
Lineage: Eukaryota; Fungi; Ascomycota; Dothideomycetes; Pleosporales; Pleosporaceae
Exons: 5
Coding region: 1-1809 (602 amino acids)
Molecular function (GO): NAD+ binding
Source: RefSeq, a predicted model, not a curated record
AUGAACCGCUGCGACGACGACAAAACUGGCGCUAAUACCUGCAAAACCAAGAAAGACAAAUUUGACAACAUAGAGUACCCUGACAAAGAUGGCUUCGUGGAAAAGAAAACGAACUUCGUUGAAGUCAACGUUGAGAGUGACUAUAUCCCGGGUAAAAACGAAGGAGGGAUCAAGUACAACGGAAAGUCGCUACAGAACGCCUUCAUCGCUCAGAUCGCAGAUACUUUCCAGAAGAGUGGCGAGGAUGAGAAGAAUUGUUACAAGUUCGACCAGGAGUCUACGAUUUGCCCCGGCUGCAACCCAAAAUUUUGCCUUUCCUUCAAUGCGAGGAAGAAGAUACUGAGGUGGUGUAACGCGCCCGAGUACGUUCGAGUGAGCGUCAAGGACGGAGAAGGGAAAGAAGUCGCACAUAUGAAGGUCGUGGUCAAGUUCACAGGUAUAACAGACCAGGGGAAAUUCGAUUGCAUGGCCAUUCGAGAGACUGUCGAGAAAAGCGCGCAAGACGACCGGUUACAGGACGUGAAAGACGCGAUUGAUGGGAAGGAAGUCGUGGCGAACGCGCAGCAGAACAAGCCGUGGCGCAACGCUGAAAAAGGUCGAAAGGACAAAGGCAAAAGAGGCAGGAUGGGGCAGGACGAGUCACGGGUUGUAGACCCAAAUGCGCCACCUCAGACCUUAUCGGCGCGUACCUUGGAGGCUCUGGCGCAAUACAUCAAGGAUGGGCGUGCGAAGAAGAUUGUCGUCAUGACAGGUGCGGGCAUAAGUACUUCCGCAGGCAUACCAGACUUCAGAUCACCAGAAACCGGUCUAUACGCCAAUCUCGCUCGCCUGAAUCUGCCUUACCCCGAAGCCGUCUUCGACAUCGAUUUCUUCCGCAAGACGCCCGAGCCGUUCUACUCUCUCGCCCAAGAACUAUACCCCGGGAAGUUCAGGCCGACGAUAACACAUUCCUUCAUAAGUUUGCUCUACCAGAAAGGGCUGCUACUGAAGCUGUUCACACAGAACAUUGACUGCCUGGAGCGCGAGGCUGGAGUCCCCGGCGAUAAGAUAAUAGAGGCUCAUGGCAGUUUCGCGACGCAAUGUUGCAUCGACUGCAAGAAGUCAUACCCAAAGGAGCGUAUGAACGAAGCCAUCCAGAACAAAUCGGUGCCGCGCUGCGUCGACUCGUUAUGUGACGGACUCGUCAAGCCAGAAAUCGUGUUCUUCGGAGAACAAUUGCCAUCCGCAUUCUUCGACAAUCGAAGCCUCCCAGCGCAAGCCGACCUGUGCAUAGUCAUGGGCACAUCGCUCAGCGUAGCCCCGUUCUCUUCGCUACCGCAGCUCUGCGAAGACGAGACCCCGCGACUGCUUAUAAACUCAGAGAGGGUUGGCGAUAUGGGAACACGACCAGACGAUGUUUUGCUGCUAGAGGAUUGCGAUAGUGGUGUGAGAAAGUUGGCAGAGGCAUGCGGGUGGACAGACGAGCUGGAAGCGCUCUGGGCAACAACCGCGCCUGUUGAGGCACCCGUGGCACCCAAAGAAACAGUCAAGAAGAGCCACGACGAGUUGUUGGAAGACGAGGUCGACAAGCUCACGCGCGACGUGGAAGAGAGUUUGAGGCUGAACCAAGCGGAACACGAAUGGCUUGAGAACCACGUCGAUAACAAGCUAGCAAGGAAGCAGGAGGAUGACAAGGACAAAGACGACUCUCCGACCGAGUUGCAGCCAACAGUCGAUGCGGCGUCAAGGGCGAGUCCUAGCGAGACGAAAACGGACCCAGGUGGUGGACUAGGGCAUGUGUUUCCGCAUAUGAACAAAUCUUCGUUAUAG